Molecule: messenger RNA, 926 nt
Organism: Oryza sativa Japonica Group (Japanese rice)
Lineage: Eukaryota; Viridiplantae; Streptophyta; Magnoliopsida; Poales; Poaceae
Product: early nodulin-like protein 16
Cellular component (GO): plasma membrane
Molecular function (GO): electron transfer activity
Source: RefSeq, a predicted model, not a curated record
UAAGCCCGCCGCGUCGAGGCGAGUGAGAGAGAGAGCUUCCCCCCGCCACGCCGGCCACCUCACCACUCUCGUUUCGUUUCAGGCGGCGAGAGCGGGAGAGCAAGCGAAUUCUCUCAGCUCGAUUUGUGUUUUUUUUUUGAGGGGGAGGAGGUGAGUGCAACGGCGAUGGUGAUGACGAGGAGGAGGGCGGCGCUGCUGGUGGUGGCGAUGUGCGCGUGCGCGGCGCUGCCGUCGACCACGACGGCGAACAAGUUCUCCAUCAACUGGAAGCCCAACACCAACUACUCCGACUGGCCCGCCCAGCACGGCCCCUUCUACAAGGGCGACUGGCUCGUGUUCUACUACACGGCGGGGCAGGCGGACGUGAUCCAGGUGGACGCGGCGGGGUACAAUACGUGCGACGCCACCAACGCCAUCUCCAACUACAGCAAGGGCCGCACCUACGCCUUCGAGCUCAACGAGACCAAGACCUACUACUUCAUCUGCAGCUACGGCUACUGCUUCGGCGGCAUGCGCCUCCAAAUCAAGACCGAGAAGCUCCCGCCACCGUCCCCGCCGGCCGCCGCCAAGGACAAGUCCGCCGCCGCAUUCACCGCCUCGCGCGCCUCGCUCUUCUACGCCGCCGCCGCCGCCGUGCUCGCCGCGAUUCUCAGGAUGUUUUAGCUGCUAGUAGUAGUAGCGUUGUCUGCUGUCUUCGUCUGAUUUGGAGGUCCUCCCCUGAUUUUUUUAGUGUGUUUGGAACCCUGGAAAUUUUAGUAGAACCUCGAUUAUUAGUGUGGAUUUGCGUAAGCCGUAAGCUGUCAAUUGAGCAAAGAUCAGUCAAUCAUUCUACCAAGGUGAAGAAAUUCAGAGCUACUCUGCAGGUCCAGAGACGGAGUAGUUUUGACUCUGCAUCUUGAAUCUAGAUAACAGCAUUUUUUAAUCCA